Hylaeus anthracinus is the source of this 5047-nucleotide messenger RNA. RefSeq lists its product as uncharacterized. The record is from RefSeq and is a predicted model, not a curated record. The transcript is spliced from 9 exons. NCBI's taxonomy places the organism in Eukaryota, Metazoa, Arthropoda, Insecta, Hymenoptera, Colletidae. The coding region runs from base 2408 to 3652 and encodes 414 amino acids.
UUUCUCCGUCGCCACGACGCCGGCGGUCGCGCAGAGCGCGGAAAAACUGUUGCGAGAACGAAGCGAGUAAUUGGACACCGGCUGGCCAUAUUAGAGCACGGAGAGACAGACGGAGACAGCGGAGAACCCGACGGACGGGGCGCAGAGAAACGCGGAGAAGGAGUGGAACAAGAGAGAAAUAGAUGGGAAAUGGGAGACGUAGAGAGAGAGAGAGAGAGCGAGUGAAAGGGGGAGCGAGAUAGAGAGGGAACGAGGAGGAGUAGGGAGAGACGAGAGACACAGAAGCGGGAAAGAAGAAAGGCCUGCUAUCGGGGGAAGAAACAGUGAAGAAGCGCGGGGUGGCUAGCUCGGCGUAUCGGAGGAGAGAGACGAGAAGAAAAAGAAUUAGCGCACCUUUUGCCCUGAAUGAGUCGCAAUUAAAAGGGGUUGGAAAUCGAGUUGAAUUGCGAACGUUUACUCUGCUUCUACGGUGGCUAGGGUAAGAACUGAGAUCUUUGCAUGCACUCCGGUGGAGCAGCUAUUGGCGACGUUAUGUCGUUGAUCAAAUUAUUAGAUCAGAUUUAAUUUAUCAAAACAAUUGUUCGAGAGAUAUUAUGAGAGGUAUCUGGAUCAGAGUGAGUUUUCUGGUUUAAGGUGGUGUCUAGAAUACUUUGAAAUUAAUUAUAGAUACAGUUACACGCAAUAUAGAAUAUACUGUGAUAAUUUCAAUGAGUGGAAUAAUGUCAAUGUUGUAAUCGUUCAAUCCAAUUCUUCACUUCUCUUUUUUUAUCCACAUGUCUCUAAUUGAAAAUUGCAUGGACGAAAAUGAAUCACGACUGUUUUAUCAUCGAACUGAAAAUUUUCGCUCAGUAUGAUCGCAAGGGUUGAAUUGGAAUUAGAAAUAAUUUUUGAAAGUAGAAUUUGUAGCUGAUAUUAUAUUGUUAAAAUAAAGGACACGUUUCUUUAGUACUAAGUACUAUUGAAUAAGAUACGUUAUAUCAUCAAGUACGAAUUUUAAUAAUUUUCUAUCGGACGUUACAACCUUAUCGAUUAACUGUAUGAUAUGUUUUAUUUGCCUAAUAAGAUCGUUCGUUCGUUUGCUAUGUAACGUUACGUUUUUGGUAAUGGGAUCAAUUCAAUUUACUAUGCAACUUCUUCCAUCCUAAAUGCAAUAUUUAUUCUACGUUUCGAUCCAACGUCAAGUCUCUUUGAAGAGUAAUCAAUUACAUACACCGUGUUCAUACUGUAAUGCACUAGAAAAUUAAAUAGAAGUUAGUAAUAAAUAUAUGAAAGGAAAAAGAAAGAGAAAAAUGGGUUUUAAAUUGGCAUAAUCGUGUAAUGAAUAGUUUCAUUCUCAAUCUGAUCGACGACUGCACAUAAUAUACUCAACUCGAUGAGUUUCACUUAUGCAAAUACGAAUGGAAUUAUUGAAAGAAAUGAAUAAAAUUAAAAGUAUCGAAUAUUUACAAAUUUUGUUCUAAAAAGGACACUUACAAUUCCCAAGAAUGGUACCACAAAGUUGUUCUGUAGUUAAUAUUCACACACGUUAACAAAUAUUUUGAAGCCUGAAAGGCUAGAAAAUGUUUAUUCAAGCCCCUAAUUGGUGAUUAACAUCAGUGACCGCUUGUUUCACGUCACACUACCUUGCUAGAGUACUACAUAUACUUAUUUUUGCAAAUCACCCCGUUCUGUAUAUAUAAUUUUCAGAUCAAAAUUGAGACUUUCUACAAAAGUAAACUUAACUUUUUCUUUCUCGAUCCCUUUUUGGAAUAACUGGUAUAUAAAUACAGAUACUUUUGCCUCCUUUUCCGUCGAAAAAUCGUGGGUGGUUCGUUGCUUGAGACAAACUGCGAGUCGAGAGAGAAACGUACGACGAUCGCGACGGAAAAAGUGUCGGUCGAGUGUCUGAAAUCCGCGGCAAAAAGUCUGGAAACGAUUCUUUCUCGGUGAUUUGAGGAGUCUCUCGAGGUCCUGGCCAACCUCAAAGUUUUUACUCCGAGGACGCCGGUACCAGCGUCUGCACGAGCGGACUUUUAACGAAAUACAACCGUAUAUAGCGCGGUGAAAUAAAAGGUGAUCGUCGCCGAGCCGCCUCCGGGAACUCGGGAUAGAUUCCGCGGAAACGAUAAACAGAGACGAGAGCGUUGCAACGGUUUAAAUCGCCUUCGCUUCUCGAGAUGCCCGAAAGUUCGAGGGCUUCCUGAACACCUCGGGUGCGAGGAGACCUAGACGUUCGCAGACGCAACGAAAAUCCCCGAGAUUCCUAAAGCUUUUCAGCGAGAUUCUCCCGCGGGAUUUGUCAAAGAGAUCUGGCGAACGGCGAGACGCAGUGGCGUAACCGAGAAUUAAGGAGGCGGACGAGGAAUUGCUGGAACACGAGGCGGAGGCAAUCAGGACCCUCGAGAUCCAAGCGAAGGUGGUGAGAUCCAUGGAGCGGUUGUACGCUGUGCCGUCGGAAAAGCUGCGCGUAUGGUCGAUUUGGCUCGCGAAGAUCGGAGAAAUCGCCGACCAAUGGCAGAGGUGGUUACGAGCUCGCAUCGAUCUCGUCGUAAGGAUCGCCGAACAUUUGGAAGUGGCCGAGGACGCCAUACGUCGGGACGAGGAGAAAGGAGAUAAGCCGAGCAAAGUUUCCAGCCGGUCGGAGCAGCCCGCGGCCGUGCUCGUCGAUUCUCCAGAAAAAACGCCUGACGAAGAGCAGGAACCAAGUCAAGAAACACUUCGCGAAGUAACAGAUAGUUCAAGCGUCUACGUCAGCGCAAUAGGAAUCGGGGACGAAAUGGAUGACGAUAAAAAUGCUCGAGAUAAACCAACCGAAUCCGAAGUCACAUUAACACAAGAAGAAAAAGAGACGUUGAUGACUUGGCCCAUUGGAAUGCCGUGGCAGCAUUUAGGGGAGAAGGUAGAAAUUGAAGAGGAGGAAAUCGAAAAGCUUCCUAUGCCAAGAAACGAGGAGGAGAUGCGAGCAUUCUUCAAGGAGUUCACGCACGAGGCGACCGUUUACAGGUCCUACUACAAGCAUUGGAGGGAAACGGCGGACCAGGCGACGAAGGUAAUGGGAGGUCGGUACGUGAUGGCCACGUUCAUCGUGCAAGGAAAGGGCAAGCGAGUGGAGAAAAAGGUGCCUGUUAAACGACGAUCGCGACCUAAGAAGACCACGAAGAGAAGAUCACCUGUGAAGAAGACUUCGAGAAAAGCUAAAAAGCCUAAAGGUCCUGCGACGGAUGGCGAAUCACCGAAUGACGCUGGAGAAUCUACGACGCAGCCUGUGGAGAAGGAGACACCUGCAGAGGAUUCUAUAGAAACGGAGAAUGACGAGGAGCUCGUCACACCGGCUCCAUCAGAAACACCCACGGUCAUCGAAGUUGCGCCCGAGCCUUUGGAGCCGAAUACGGAGGAGGGACCUUCGAACGGGACGAAGGAGUCAAUAGUUGCGAAACCGGACGACGAGUGGCAGGAAGUCACAGAUUUAGUUAAAGACUGCGCACGCGCCGCCGAACCCAUACCUUAUUUCUUCUACUUGAAGGCAGAACCUGACAUUGAGAUAGCUAUAGAGCACGACGACGAAGUGGUCAUCCCGGCCGAUACCGAUCGCGAAACCAUCGUUGGCAAUUAUAAACGUGUCUGGUUUAAUCUUGCUGAAAAACCCCUAAAGGGUGGAAAACCGUACAUAUAAGAAACAGUGAGAAGUAAAAUAAAAAUUGCUAGAUACCCGAUAAGCAGUUUCAUCAUGUAACAAAAACAAUAAAGCAAAUAACUAGUCUGAAGCAAACAUUAAUAUAAAUAUAUAAAUAUGUUAAAAGCUUCAAAAUUAUCUCGUUUUUGAGGCAAAAUAUAUCAACACGCUUCCAUAUUUAUGUUUCACUUUCAUCUGAAGUUUAUUUCGUAUAAAUUUUUUCUUCCGAUUGGAAUUAUUAUUCUCAACAACCAAUUUUAUCAUUAAAUUCACAAACGAACACGGCGCAUGAGUUUCAAGACGUUUCCUCGCAGUCAAGCAGCUACUUUCUGCGAGCUUUAAGCGAAUAAAAUUGCAUGGGAAUGUGGCCGUGAAUAGGAAGGAAGAUAAUUGGCGAAUAUUUUUGGUUCGACGUGCACGAAAUUACCCUCAACUAGCCGGAGACGUUCUAAGAAUAACAAACGCGGGGCGAAUUAAAAGAUAAUAAACCGAUGUCGCAAAUAUUUACCAGAUCCUUCCGUUAACAACGACGAUGGGUUUAUUGUCGUGAUAAGGAUAAUUAGUGUCAUCAUGAGUCGCUUUGCGUCAUUUUUUAUAUUGUUACAUAUCAGGAGGGUGUAAAAUUUUGAAGAAUUAAAUGACUGAAUAUUGAAAACAACAUACAAUGACCACUUGCAUAAAUUAUGACACUUGGACAACGAUAAACGUGUUGCCACGUAUUAAAAAGCAAAAAUAUUGAAAUAGUUAUAUGAUUGCAUAUCGAAACGUGUUUUGGGAAACCACAUACUUCAACUACAAAUAUUAUUAAUCAACAGAAGCAACCAAAUGUUCGCGUACCACAUACGUCUAAACACUAUGACUGAUCGCAAAGUGACAAGGGGUUAAGGAACAUGGAAAUGCUUAAGUAAGAGAAGCAGUUAAUCGAAAUCGAAGUAAGGUUUCUUGAUAUUGUUAGACAUGGGGUCACAGCUUUGACGUUUCGUAAUAAGCCGCUGAUCGCACUGGCAAAUACACCGACGGUUCUGUCGGAUGACUCCGACAGAAACCAUCGUCUUUGAUGUCGGAUGCAGAUAUUAGGCGGAACCUAAAUGCACGUGGCUGAGUUCGUUCCGAGCAGAGGGUUGAAUGGUGGAAGAUACCUGUCGUCUGAUGGGUAAAUAUAUUUAUGUACUUAUUUAUUAGGUCACGGGUUCUCGCAUUCGAACCUACUCACUCCAGUACAAAUUAGCGCGCGCGUGAAAAAAUACAGAGAAUGUUAUGUAUGCUAUUAAAAUAUUGUAUUCAUUCACUAAUUCAACAGUAUACAUUCUGCUUAAUUUACAUUACUGCGCAAAGUAUACUAGUCAGUCUUGUGCCACACAAAAAUAUUUUAAUAUUUGUAAUUUUUAAAUAUUU